CAUUCAUCGUUAUCGUGCUGCGUAUGAACGGACCCAGCACAGACCCGUCCCCAUGCGUAAAAAACGAUUGUGAACCCGACGAUGGUUCAGAAAAAACGACGAGGGUCAAAGUAAAACGUUGGGUGGAUUGCCAGGACUGGAUCGUAGGAGUGAUGCAAUCACUGCAUUUACCGAACCAUAACCGCGCCUUCCAGAUCCCGGACCGGAUCACCGAGAAUCUGACCGGAGGACGACGGAAGGUAAUUCUGCUCCACUCAUGACGCUUACUACCUUUACGGAGCACACUUUAUACGAGGCGCCUCUUCAUUCCCGAUUUUUUUUCAUGUAUGUCCACUGAAGAAACAUCAUUAACAUCCAUGUAAGGAGUUUGAUUUAUGCCAAUUGUUGAACAAGAUCCUCGGUGCUGUAAGUCAAUCUAAUCGAAAUCUCUAAACGUUAGCGCCGAUUAGUUUUUUUUCAGCUGUUGCAGUGCAGAUGUGCAUGUUGUGUAGACGACUGUAAUGUUUUAUACGCGACUUUUGCUUUAAGGUGCACACUGGAGAAUUGCGUAUCGCCUGAUUUUCGCGUCUCUUUGCCGACUGCUGUUUAACUAAGACGCACUGUCGAUAUUACAUAUCUGUUUAGAUCUCCAUUGGCUUUGGUUAGUCGCCGUGCAGAACCCACAGAGCGACCGUCGCUUCUUUAAUUCGACGCAUCUUUUCUCAUCGUCACCAUGAAUUACCUGCGACGUCGACUGUCGGACAGUAAUUUUAUGUCUAACUUGCCCAAUGGCUACAUGACCGAUCUACAGCGGCCCGAUCCGCCGCAGCAGAGCCCUGCCCCGGUGGUGUCGCCAGGAUCUCAAGAGAGGCGUCAACCCCCCAGCCAGUCUACCGGCGCCGGCUUCUUCUCCUCCAUUUCAAACGCCGUAAAACAGACCACCGCCGCGGCCGCCGCCACCUUUAACGAGGCCACCGAAAGAGGAAUCGGUUCGAGCAAUGCCAAGAUCCUCCUGGUUAUUGAUGACCAGCAGACCGACUGGGCAAAAGUGUUCAAAGGCAAGAAGGUUCACGGUGAAUUUGACAUUAAAGUAGAACAGGCUGAUUUCUCUGAGGUUAACCUGGUCGCUCAUGCAACAGGAAGCUAUAGCGUGGACAUUGAGGCCAUCCGCAAUGGCAACAAAGUCACAAAGUGUUUUAAACCAGAUUUUGUUCUGGUGCGACAGCAUGCAUUUAGCAUGGCUAAGAAUGGCGACCACAGGAACAUUGUGAUUGGUCUUCAGUAUGCUGGCAUUCCCAGUGUCAAUUCUCUGCACUCUGUUUACAACUUCUGCGACAAACCGUGGAUGUUCGCUCAGUUGUCCAGAUUGUACAAGCAGUUGGGUCCAGAGGAGUUCCCACUGAUUGACCAGGUUUAUUACCCCAACCACAAGGAGAUGAUCACUACACCCAGCUUUCCUGUGGUUGUGAAGAUGGGCCAUGCUCACUCAGGAAUGGGAAAAGUGAAAGUGGACAAUCAAUACGAUUUCCAAGACAUUGCUAGUGUUGUGGCUUUGACGAAGACAUAUGCCACAUCUGAACCUUUUAUAGAUGCCAAGUAUGACGUCCGAAUCCAAAAAAUCGGUGACAAUUACAAGGCCUACAUGAGAACAUCUAUAUCCGGCAACUGGAAGACCAACACAGGAUCAGCCAUGUUAGAGCAGGUGGCCAUGUCUGACAGGUAUCGUAAGUGGGUGGACGUUUGCUCUGAGGUUUUCGGAGGUCUUGAUAUAUGUGCCGUAGAAGCACUACAUGGUAAAGAUGGUCGAGAUUACAUCAUAGAGGUGGUGGGCUGCUCAAUGCCUCUCAUAGGAGACCAGCAGGAUGAGGACCGGGCUUUGAUUGCUGAUCUUGUUCUGAACAAAAUGAACCAGACUGUGACGCUCACUUCAGCUCCCACUCCAGUUCGCUCUCAGGCGCCAGCUGUUUCACCUCAACCAGUCUCUGGGGCUAGAGUUCCACAGGCACAACAGCGCCCUCCUCCACAAGGAGGUCCACAACAGGCACCUGCUAACACUUCUUCUGCUCGUCAAGGGGCUCCAACACAGCAGCGCCCCUCUCCCCAGGGCCAGCCCCCCUCCCAGCCUCAGCCUGUGACCAGUCCUAAUGCUCAGAACCCCCCUGCUCAACAGACCAAGCCACCCAACCCAGCACCACAGCGGCAACUCAGUCAAGGGUCCGCGGUUCCGCAGAGGCCCCCUCCAGUACAGGGACCCAGCCAGCGCGGCCCAGGCGGCUCUCCCCAGUCACCGAGGCCCCAGCAAGGCAGCCCCCAGUCACAGAGGCCUCAAACUGCCGGCCAGGGGCCUAAACCCGCUGCCCAACCUCAGCAGAAGCCCCAGCAGCAAAGACAAGGCCAGCCAACCAGGCAGGCUACUCAAGGUGGGUCGCAGCCAAGCCAGGAUGCCCCACAACCAACCCCACAACAGCAGGGGGGUCCUCGUCCCCCCACUACACAGCAACCACGGCCUACAACACAGGGCCAGGGAGGACCUGGGAGUGCACGACCUCCCUUACAGCAGAAACCCCAACCUCCACAGAAACCAAGUCCUGAUCAUCCAGCCCUGAGUGGAUCCCCACAGCUUAACAAAUCCCAGUCUCUUACCAAUACAUUCAACAUUCCAGAAACGCCGGCCGCCCAGCACCAAAAUCCUAGUCAGGAAGAAGCCAAGGCAGAGACCAUCCGCAACCUUCGAAAAUCCUUUGCAAGCCUCUUCUCUGUGGAAUAAAAGAAAGAAAGACACACACACAAACAUACCAACACACACACACAUGCAGUCGAUAUUGAGAUGGAGAGGUCAUUAUAUUUAUGUUUACACUUUUACACAGUCUUACUGAAAAGCAUACAAGCUAUAUUGUCAUAUCAAUACUCUGUGUAAUAGGACCAAUUAUAUUGCAUAUUGUGAUGCACAUCUGUGUCAGAUCUGUGCAUAUCAGUUCGCAAUGCUAGAUUGAUAAAGUACUGCCUACACUGCUUAAAGAUAUUGUGGCAUUGUUUCAGUUCAGUGUUCAAACACAAUUUAAUCUGCAUCCAUUAGAAGCAUUCCCUGUUGUAUCCGAGUCAGGUUGAAAGGAGGAAGGUGUGGAAACACACGCACGCACCCACACACACGCACGCACACGCACACACACACGCACGCACACACACACACACACACACACACACACACACGCACACACACACGCACACACACACACACACACACACACAAAUACUUUUAUACUACCUACACAGUGAUUGAACCUGGAUACACUAAAUACAUAUACAGUAAAUAAUACUUGAUGCUUUCAUUCCAGGCUCCUGUUAUGAACUUAACACUGAUUAUCAUAGAUUCCUUUUGAAAGUGAUACGCUAAACGUUUUGGUGAACAGUUCGUUGUUUCCUAAAAGAUUCCCCACCUUACACUCUCAGAUAUGAUCUGAAAUAUGUCUGCUAAAUGUUUAAAGCAUGUUUUGUUACAAUAAGGGUUACCAUCUAAUGAUUUUAACAGUGCAUUCCAUUGUAAUGUAACAAUGUAUUGUUUACAAAGUUUGGAUUCUAAAACGAUGACCCAUUGUGAUGUUGUUUAAAUUUGCACAAGCAUCCAUUGUCAAACUAACCUUGCGGCUGUUAACACUAGCCACUUGCGAUACUGCAUGACACUAAAGGAGAAUAUAGUCGCACAAUGUGGGUGGUCUUGCUUUAGUAACCGUCGUGUCGUUGCACCUAGAUAAGAUAGUCGUGGUGAAAAUGUUGUUUCAUUUUUUUUGCAAGCUGUCGCUGCUUUCCUAGUGCCCCUUCUCCUGGCAUGAGCAAACAAAUGACACAGAAUUACACCCUUAAACGUGAUAAUAUGCCUUAGUUAGAGAGGCAUAUGUAAGAACGUAAGUUUGAACAUAUGAACAUAUGUCUCAGGGAUGUCCUGGAGAGAAGAUACAAAUCGUCAUUGAUCAGGUCUUCCAAAUAGUACUGUUGAGAUUUUCCAAUCUGCAAUUGUGAAGGCCAGUAGAAGGAGGAAUUUGCUCGUGGGUUUCGUAUAAUAAUUGUUUGCUACUUUAACACGUUUGCACACCAGUACUGUAAACUUGACAACAUUUGAGAUGGGUAAAACCUCAAAAAGGUUUGUUUCCAUCAAGAAUACUUUACAUACAAAGAAGAAGGCGUAUUAUUAAGCUUUUCACAGCUAUUUUGUAUGCCUGGGGGAAGAUGAGAAAACACGGUGUAGGUGUUGCUUGCUUAUCACACAUUGGCCCAAUGAAAAUGCAAAACCAAAAUACAAAGCCAAGGAUGCCAUCAAUAUCAAAUGUCUUCACAUUUUUAAAUGGGAUGCCUGUCACAUGUCGGGUUUUAGGCUAAACUGCUUUUGGUAUGUCCAAGUGUGCCCAGUUACACAAUGUGAUUUAACCAGUUGCUCGUUAAACUUCUAACCAUAACCAAGUAAACUGAAAACCAGCAGUGUGGCAGUGUCUUCCACGAGUGAGGAUAUAUAACAUCCCAACACUGAUGUGUUUCGGCAAUAUAUUUAAGGCCACUCAGCCCAUCCCGAACCCCCUCCGCUUCCCGCUCACCAGCCUGUUGUGUAUUCACAGUGAUCCUUUUGUGACAAAUGGUGCGUUAGUGUGUGUAUAUAUAUGUAUAAUGUAAUGUUGUACCGUAAAUUGUCAAAACCAAAUAGAAGUGUUGUACAGAUCUUAACUCAACAAAUGAUGCAAGUGUCUUGUAAUUAAUUUUAUCCUUAAAGUGAUCGUUGUUCACAUAUUGUGGGUUUGUCUUAGACGGGAUUUUUCUUUAAUGAGAUGUUAUUUAGGUUGUGCAAUAUCUUCUUCAUUGUAAAAUAACUUACUUAACCUACCUGAAAGGUCUGCGUUCUUUUAUUUACAUAUUUUGUGACACAGUUGCAGUUGUUAGAAAUCAUCUUCAGUGUAUUCAUUGAUAUAAUUGUUUGUGGUUUGUUUGGUUGCCACAUGUCGUAAUCUAUUCUAGAUGGUCCACCAUUAUAUCAUUGUGGCUCAGGCAAACUUUCAUGUUGUUCACAUUUUUAUAAACUAUGAUAGAUAUGUGUGUUAAAUAAUGGCUUUAAUGAAUGUCAAAUGAAUUACUGUAUCACUGAUGCAAUCAAGCGUGGAGGCUUUUCAAUAACUGAUGAAUGUUGCAGUACCCAUUGAAUCCAUGCCUGAGGUUUGGUUCUCAUUUUAACUUUUGUUUUUUAGUAUUUGCCAUAUUAAUUUUUGUGUUACUUUAUGUUUUUUUAAAGAGGAGUAAUUAAAGAAAAUGUAUUUAAAUUUAUCAUAAUUUCUAAAAAGAAAGUUUAUCCUGUUCUGACUGUUUGAAUCUCAGUGAAUUUUAUUGUCUGUUUAUGCCUGCCAGUUGUAUAAAGAAAGAGUUAAUCAAAAAUAUAUAGAAGUCUAAAAUACUAUUAAAAUGAGAAAUAUUGUUAAACAUUGUGUAGUACACACAAAGAGAUGCAACUUUGAUGUGAUCUUUAAUGUAGCUUAAUAAUGGUGUAAAAUUAUGAUGUAAAAAUAUGUGCACCUAUUCAAUAAAGUCUAUCAAAUAAAUAUG
Messenger RNA from Misgurnus anguillicaudatus (oriental weatherfish), 5559 nucleotides. RefSeq names its product synapsin I (gene syn1). Lineage: Eukaryota; Metazoa; Chordata; Actinopteri; Cypriniformes; Cobitidae. The record is from RefSeq and is a predicted model, not a curated record. Gene Ontology annotation, biological process: neurotransmitter secretion. Gene Ontology annotation, cellular component: synaptic vesicle; synaptic vesicle membrane. Gene Ontology annotation, molecular function: ATP binding.